Messenger RNA from Leguminivora glycinivorella, 1510 nucleotides. RefSeq names its product plectin-like. Gene Ontology annotation, biological process: regulation of cilium assembly. The transcript is spliced from 12 exons. Bases 23 to 1372 code for a protein of 449 amino acids. Gene Ontology annotation, cellular component: centrosome. NCBI's taxonomy places the organism in Eukaryota, Metazoa, Arthropoda, Insecta, Lepidoptera, Tortricidae. The record is from RefSeq and is a predicted model, not a curated record.
AGCAGUUUGAAGACACAUCACGAUGCAGACGAAGAAAGAUGACCACGCUUGCAGGCACGCGUGCACGCGCCAGCCGGUGGAAGCGACACCACAAGCUAAAAAGAAGCCGUGCGACGUGUGCCCGCCGUGCCAGGCGCCCUGCAACCCCCUCGCGCCGCCCACGCCGGCGGAGCGCGAGGCGGCGGCGCUGUCCGUGCGCCUGCAGCAGACCGAGGAGAGCUUCAAGGCCAAGAUCACCGAGUGCGCGGUGCUGCGCGCGGAGGUGGUGAAGCGCAAGGAGGAGGCGGAGCGCGAGCGCGGGCUGCGGGCCGAGGCGGCGGCGAGGCUCAAGGAGCUCGAGGACAAGUUCUCGCUGCUCGGUGCGCGCGCCGUGCACAUGCUCGGCGUCAAGGAGCAGGCGCUCGAGCAGGAGGUUGCGGUGAGCACGCUGAAGCAGUGCUACCGCGAGGCGCGCGAGGAGAUCGACGAGCUGCGCAUGCUGCAGGCCGAGCAGAACCUGCAGGUGCAGGACUACCGCGCCAAGUACCAACGCGCGCAGCAGACCAUCGAGGAGCAGAAGCGGCAGCUGUCGCUGCAGGACAUGGACAACCAGCGCAUCGCCGACCAGAUCAACCUCGAGAUACAGCGCAUCAAGCUGAAGUUCCAGGAGAAGCUGUCGGAGCUGUCGCCGCUGCCCGAGGUGCUGAAGCACACGCAGCGGCGCCUGAUGGAGGCGCAGCAGAGCCAGGCGCUCGCCGAGCACAAGGCCGACAACCUGGCGCGCGAGCUCAGCACCGCCAGAGAGAAGUUGCACAUGCUGCUGCACACGAUCACGAAGCCGCCGCCCGAGAAGGGCCCCGAGAAGAGCUACGACGAGAAGAUGGUGGCGCAGGCGCAGGCGCGCGCCGCGCAGCUCGCCGAGACCAACGCCUCGCUGCGCCAGGAGAUCGAGCGGCUCAAGUUGAACGUGAUCCGCAUGGAGGAGACGGUGAUGCUGACGGACAAGCGGCUGCAGGAGAAGAUGCACGAGUGCGCGGCGCUGGGCGGCGAGCUGGAGCGCGCGCGCGACCACGCCACGCGCGAGAUCCUGCUCGCCAACCAGCGGGCGGACACGGCGCGCGCCUGUCUCGAGACCACGGUGACGGAGAUGGAGCGCAAGCUGGCGGCCGCAAACAAGUCGCUCUCCACCGCCGAGCUGGACCGGGACGAGACGCAGAAGCGCAUGCAGUGCCAGCUGGCGCGGCUGGAGGAGAGCCUGGAGCAGGCGGAGCUGCGCGCGCUGGCGCUGGCGGCGCAGGCGGCGGCGCUGCGCCGCGCGGCCGGCGGCGACGACGCCGGCGCCGAGGACGGCCAGCCGCACUGCGAGUGCAAGACCUUCUUCCAGGACGCCUGACGCUAGACGCUGGCGCUGGCGCUGGGCUGACCGAAGCUGCCUGCACCACCCGAGGAUGCGUGUCACAGCGGAGUUUAGAUGCAACUCGCUCUGUCUGUAGCGAAUUCGCUACGUCUCUGUCGCGCUCUGAGGCGCUAA